AAAGAAAUUAAGUAAAAAUUGAAAGAAAUCGAAACUCACGUGAGGAUAUUUUUAAGACUUGCGUGGCAAAACAAACACGGUAACGAAUACUUGACCCGAUAUCCCCGCCCAAGAGCAGUAUAAACUUAGUCUAAAGGAAUAAUUGAAUAACGUAUAAUGCGGCUAACACUUGGGAGAAUAAACUGCAGUCAAAUUUUAUGGUUUAUCUGCUUUUUGAUGUCGUUUCUAAACUGGCCAAUGACAUUGGCUGUAGAGUUUACCUUCGAUUUGGCAGACGGAGCUGAGGAUUGCUUCUAUGAGGAAAUUAGACGAAAUAUAACCGCAUAUCUGGAGUUCCAGGUAUCAGCUGGUGGUCAAUUGGAUGUCGAUGUAACACUGAAAGAUCCUCAAGGCCGUGUAAUAUACGAGCAGCAGAAAGCCACCUUCGAUAGUCAUCAGUUUGUAGCUGAAACAACAGGCAUUUAUACCGCUUGUUUUAGCAAUAAAUUUUCCACGUUCUCGCAUAAGUUUGUCUAUAUCGAUUUUCAAGUGGGCGACGAACCCGCUCUGCCUGGUGUCGAUGAUCACGCUACCGUGCUAACGCAAAUGGAAACAUCCUCUCAGGCCAUACAUAAAAGUCUUAAUGACAUUCUAGAUGCGCAAACACACCAUCGUUUGAUUGAAGCUCAGGGUCGCAAACGAGCCGAAGAACUUAAUGAACGCGUCAUGUUGUGGUCUUGUAUGGAAACUGCGGCAAUGUUGUUCAUAGGUAUUGGUCAGAUAUUGGUGCUACGCAAUUUCUUCUCAGAUCAUAAACCUAGCCAGUCUCGGUAUACCCGUUUGUAGAAACAAUUUAAAAGUGAUCCUCCUUAAAACAGCAUAAAGAGGAAUAGAUAUGUGUAUGUGUGUGUUAAACAUCUUUUUAGUUAACAACUUUUCCAUAUGGCGUGCUUUCCAUUUUACAUAUUUUUCCCUUUUGUGUUUUGUUUAAACUACAAAUUUUCACCUCAUAGUUAACUUGCCGUUAAUGUGACCAGCUAAAAAUUUUGUUAAGCAACGCCAAACCUCAGUUCUAUUCUAAUUAAAUUUUUAAAUAA
Glossina fuscipes is the source of this 1076-nucleotide messenger RNA. RefSeq names its product transmembrane emp24 domain-containing protein 3 (gene p24-1). Gene Ontology annotation, cellular component: endoplasmic reticulum-Golgi intermediate compartment; Golgi apparatus; endoplasmic reticulum. NCBI's taxonomy places the organism in Eukaryota, Metazoa, Arthropoda, Insecta, Diptera, Glossinidae. The transcript has 2 exons. The coding region runs from base 157 to 825 and encodes 222 amino acids. The record is from RefSeq and is a predicted model, not a curated record. Gene Ontology annotation, biological process: intracellular protein transport; Golgi organization; endoplasmic reticulum to Golgi vesicle-mediated transport.